Branchiostoma floridae (Florida lancelet) is the source of this 2200-nucleotide messenger RNA. RefSeq lists its product as uncharacterized. Bases 182 to 1786 code for a protein of 534 amino acids. The record is from RefSeq and is a predicted model, not a curated record. Lineage: Eukaryota; Metazoa; Chordata; Leptocardii; Amphioxiformes; Branchiostomatidae. The transcript is spliced from 6 exons.
AUGGAGAUAAUCAGGUAAUAAUUUGAUCUUUGACUUUUAACCUCUGAGGACAUGUAUGUAUUUCCCAGUCAUUUUCCAACCAGAAUUAUUCUUUUCCCAUUCGCGGAAUACACACAUUGAACGCUUACUUUUGUAUCGAGUGCUGGUUACGACAACUGUAGCUCAGCCAGUCGACUGAAAAAUGGAUGGACUGAAAGAGCAUCUCUGUGGCCUAUCCCGAGAGGUGACCCUGGCUGUGUUACCCAGGCUGUAUAUGGAAGAGGUGGUUACAGAACUCAGGAGAAGGAACAUCAGUACAGACACCAGCACCACAGGAAACUGUAGGGAACAUCUGCUGAGGAUCCUGCAGGAUGUGAUGGAACAAGAGUACCACAGGGAGGGCGCGGGAGCAAGCUCCGAUCUGGACAUCCUCCAGAUGCCACAAGUAGGAACCACGCCUGGAUCCAGUCCACAAAACAGUACAACUGUCAUUAGUUUACCUUCACAUAGAACAGAAGGGACUAGUCGUAUAAACCCAUCUGUUUCGUGCAGUCUGUCAGACUUAGAAGAAGCAGACUCAAGCAUUGAGAGAGUGGAUCAAAGACAGCGUGCUGUUCAAAAAGACAGCAGAAGUGACGAGGGUAUGACAGCUGUUCCUGUCCGCGUUACUGUAAGUAACAACAUCGGCUGGAGCAUGUCAUCUAAAGAUGAUGAAACUGUUACAAACGUCACUGAAAAAGAUGCAAGUAGCGAGUUAGAUCCUGCAGUACAACAUGCUCAUUCCUGCGGGUUAAAACAGGAGCCGAUCGAUCAAAGCAGAGACUGUACAUCUGAAAACGAGAUUGACAGGUGUCAUGAUUGUAUAGAAAAUAGUUCCCGUCGCGAGCCCGCCCUUCCCACUGUCAUGGCGGAAGAUCUGCUGGCGUCAUUCGGAAAUGUUUUAGAACAGGGCCAAAGUGAGAACAUGGUGUACGGCGUCCUUCACGAGCUAGUGAAACAGGUGGCGGAAAAUAGGAGAGCGAUUCAAGAACUCCGCGACCAACAGCAGCAGAGAGUUCAUGAACCCAGCAUGUCCGGCGGCCAGGGGGAGGGGGAAGAGGAGAAUGGGAGUCGUAGAAAACGACGCAAAACGGCACACAACUCCAAGGUGCCCGAUAGGUGUAGAGUUGACUUGAGGAAGGUGUACAAAACUCUUCUGGAGGGUGACAAUGAUUUUAACGGAUUCAACUUGAAUGAAGCACUGACCUCACGGUACAACCAGCGAGUACUGCAGACCCUUCACUUGGAAAUCGCCAAAGAGUACGGUGGCGAACAGAAAUGUCCCUUUUCACCAAUGGAAGUGAAAGAUGCUGCCAAACGUUACUACAGAUCCCAGAAGGACGACAGAUUGCGCCGAGACAAGGGAAAACUCACCGCACACAGGAACGCUAUGAGGAAGGAACAACGUCUAAUGCAGAAGGUGCAUCGCCGGAGGAGAGCCUUAGAAAAGUGCCGGGACUCUUGGACAGACAGGACCAAAAAGAUGGCAACCGAGAUUCUGGCCAAGCAGUACCAAUCCUCGGAGUCGAGCGGAGACGAGUACCAUGACCCCCCGCGGUUCACCGUGAGGCGCCUCCCCUGGGAGUCGGAGGCCCUGCGGAAACUGAAGGACUCGUUGGAUAAGGUUUGCCCACAGAGGGGUUCCACUAGGGUACUGUCUGAUGAGCUGUCGGAGAGGACAGUACCCGAAGGGACCCCACCAUGGGCGGUGAAGGGACUCUACCAGGGGGACUUGGAUGAAUGUAUGUCGGACAGUCUGGAAGACUAAAAAACACUGCACCAUUUUCUUUCCUUGUGUAGUAUGCGAGCACUGUCUUAUAUGUCUUAUGAAGAACAGUAUUCAAAGACAGCCCACAAUUGGGCAGUGAAGGGGCUCUACCAAGGGGACUUGGAUGAAUGUAUGUCGGACAGUCUGGAAGACUAGAAACACCACACAAAUUUAAGUGGUUGCUGUCUUAUGACCAGCCCAGGUUAGUCUGUCUUUUAAAGGACAUUACUCAAGGACAAUAGUCAAAAACUCUUCCACAUGACCUUUGAAGAUGUUGUACCAAGGGGACUUGGAUGAAAGUAUGUCCGACAGUCUGGAAGACUAAAAACACCACACAAAUUUCUUUUAUUGUUUAACAAGGGGUUGCUGUCACAUUGAUUUUAUUUUUGAAACUAGUUAUCUUUCUAUUACCAG